AUGCCUCCGAAGUCUGCGGCGAAGUCGCCUGCUGCGGCGUACUCACAAUCCACAUCACCUCUUACCCAACGAUACCUCUUACUCUACAAUGGCGUGGCUUUCGCGCUCUGGACAACGGUCACACUCCGAGCACUGUCACUCAUUCCCGUCCUUGUCUCGCAUGACAAACUACACGGCCUUUACCCAGCACUAUUUCCUCUGCUAAAAUGGACACAAACAAUUGCUCUCCUCGAAGUCGUGCAUGCAGUGCUUGGCCUGGUGCGAGCGAGUGUGUUCACUACAGUCAUGCAAGUUGCUUCGCGCAUUCUCGUGGUCUGGGGCAUCAUGGACCUUUUCCCGUCUGUCAUAAUCACCAAGGACAUAUGGGGUAGGGACGCUGCCGGGGCGAAAGGCACUCCGUACGCCAUGGCUGGCUGCGUCCUUGCGUGGGGCAUCACGGAGAUCAUUCGAUAUGGCUUCUUUGUGUGGAAGGAAGGCGUUAGCGCGAGGAUUCCAAGCUGGCUGACUUGGCUGAGGUACAACACAUUCUUCGUCUUGUAUCCGAUCGGCAUUAGCAGUGAAUGCUGGCUGAUCUACAACGCGAUCGAGCCAGCAAGGAAGAGUUACCCAGGACUUGAGUGGGUGUUUAUAGGUGUGCUUGUUGUCUAUGUACCCGGCAGCUACAUCUUGUACACGCAUAUGAUGAAGCAGCGGAGGAAAGUGCUGAAGGGCAAGCAGAAACAGAAGUAG
Molecule: messenger RNA, 729 nt
Organism: Cyphellophora attinorum
Lineage: Eukaryota; Fungi; Ascomycota; Eurotiomycetes; Chaetothyriales; Cyphellophoraceae
Product: putative very-long-chain (3R)-3-hydroxyacyl-CoA dehydratase
Exons: 1
Coding region: 1-729 (242 amino acids)
Biological process (GO): fatty acid elongation; sphingolipid biosynthetic process; very long-chain fatty acid biosynthetic process
Cellular component (GO): endoplasmic reticulum membrane
Molecular function (GO): 3-hydroxyacyl-CoA dehydratase activity
Source: RefSeq, a predicted model, not a curated record